GCCAGCAAUUGCAACCAAAGAUGAAAUUUGAAGUCUCUCUCUUCCUUGCAUUAUUUCUUUCUCUAAAACUUUCACACGAAGCUCUGUUUCUUUUUUACUAUGCGUUCUUUUUGAAACGUGUAGAUAUUAUAACUUAUCUAUAUCUGAUCCUGUUUCUCUGUUGUAUUUGUUUAUGUGUUCAGCUCUCACCGUUGGAUCUUUCAGUUGCUUCAUUGGAUUUGCUUUCUGGGUAUUCAUCUUUUUGGGGCUUUGGAUUGAAACUUUGAUGCUUUCCAGAACUGAAAGAGCUGAUUUCAGUGUUUGGGUUUAAUCAUUGAAGCUUCUCUGGGUAAUGUGAAUUUGGUCAAAGGCUUAGCAUGGGGAGCUGGUAGUUGGAUUAAAGAUUAAACAUAUAAAAGAGAAAAAAAGCAGAUUGACUGGUAGAUAAUCCUGACUGACUUGAAAAACAACUUUUUUUUUGUCUUGUAAUUUGAUUUUUUAUAUAAGAAAACUCCCUUUUUUAAGCCAUGCCGGUCGACGUAUACAAUUCUUCCACCGUCUCCGGCGACGCUAGCGUCUCUUCCUCUGGUAACCAAAACCCACCUCCCAAAUUCACCGUCAAGAAGAAACGUAGCCUCCCUGGAAUGCCAGAUCCAGAUGCAGAGGUGAUUGCUUUAUCUCCAAAGACUCUCAUGGCCACGAACCGAUUCGUUUGUGAAAUUUGCAACAAAGGGUUUCAAAGGGACCAGAAUCUUCAGCUUCAUAGAAGAGGUCAUAAUUUACCAUGGAAGAUUAGGCAGAGAUCCAGUAAGGAGGUGAAGAAGAGAGUUUAUGUUUGUCCCGAGCCAACUUGUGUCCAUCACGAUCCUUCGAGAGCUUUAGGCGAUCUUACGGGAAUUAAGAAACAUUUCUGCAGAAAACAUGGAGAAAAAAAGUGGAAAUGCGAUAAAUGUUCUAAGAAAUACGCUGUUCAAUCCGAUUGGAAAGCUCACUCUAAGAUUUGUGGUACUCGAGAGUACAAAUGUGAUUGUGGAACCCUGUUUUCCAGGAGAGAUAGUUUCAUCACGCACAGAGCUUUUUGUGAUACGUUAGCUGAGGAGAGUGCUAAAGUUCAAACGGACCCCAGUUCAGAACCCGACCCGAAAGUCAUGGCUGUGGAGUCAUCACCACCACCGGCCCUUCAGCCUACACCGCCACCAGUGUCGGCUCCAGCGCCAUUAGAAGUACAGGUUUCAGCAUCAGCUCUGCCUCAGUCAACAAGUGCAAUGACUUCUUCAGUUAUGCCAAUUCAAAGUUCUGAGUUGGCCGAAGAUCCGAGUUCUGUCGUGGAAGAAGCUCCGCCUCCGGCUGGCUUAAAUGGAAGUUGUAGCGGUGGCGUCAGCUCAGUUAGCAAUGGUAGUAGCAGCAGCAGCAGCAGUGUAUUUGUAAGCUUAUUUGCAUCCUCUACUGCAUCUGUGAGCUUACAACCUCCGGCUUUCACCAGCUUAAUUCGAGCAAUGGGUCCACCUGAUUGUCCUGCUGACCUUGCUCCAUCUACAUCCAUUGAACCAAUUUCUCUCUGCCUCUCAACCAGCCAUGGCUCAUCGACAUUCGGAAAUGCAGGGCAAGAACGCCAGCAGUAUGUACCGCCCCAACAACCUGCUAUGUCGGCCACGGCAUUACUGCAGAAAGCUGCUCAGAUGGGAGCAGCAGCAAGUAAUGCAUCCUUGCUUCGUGGUCUCGGUGUGGUUUCAUCAUCUUCAUCAGCACCGCGGGAAAAUUUGCAAUGGGGUCAGAGACAAGUAGAGCCCAACAAUGCCUCAGUUGCAGCAGGGCUUGGAUUCGGGAUUCCUUGUGAUGGAAGUUCGGGAUUAAAGGAAUUGAUGAUGGGAACCCCUGUAUUCGGUCCAAAGCAAACUACACUUGAUUUUCUUGGAUUAGGGGUGGCCGCCAGUGGCAGCCCCAAUGGUGGCCUGUCUGCUCUAAUUACCUCUAUUGGAAGUGGACUUGACGUGGCUGCAGCGACAGCAUCGUCUGGAGGCGGAGAUUUCAAGGACAUCAAGGAGAUCAUGACUUGGGAAACUAUAAAUUGCACAGGCUACAGUGUUGCAGAAGAACACAAUGGUGAUAUAUAAUCUUAGAUAUAGAAUUGCCGUGGUGGAGGUUAGCAUCAAGCCAUAUCAAAGAGGCGGUUGGGGGUCCUUUUUUAUUCUACAGCCUCUACGGAAACGACUUCCUUGUAAUAUAAGGUAAAAUUCAAGAACCAGAUGUAAUAGGAUGCUGGAUGUAUAAAAGCUCGUUCUAGCUAGAAAAAUUUGGAAAAUAACAUCUCUGUAAAGGGACUUGGGGGUAAAUGGAGACAUUAGGACAUGUCUGUGUCUGUUUUAUCAAGCUUGGG
This is a messenger RNA of Hibiscus syriacus, 2356 nucleotides long. RefSeq names its product zinc finger protein GAI-ASSOCIATED FACTOR 1-like. Gene Ontology annotation, cellular component: nucleus. The coding region runs from base 507 to 2093 and encodes 528 amino acids. Gene Ontology annotation, molecular function: DNA-binding transcription factor activity. NCBI's taxonomy places the organism in Eukaryota, Viridiplantae, Streptophyta, Magnoliopsida, Malvales, Malvaceae. The record is from RefSeq and is a predicted model, not a curated record. The transcript has 4 exons.